Penicillium malachiteum is the source of this 285-nucleotide messenger RNA. RefSeq lists its product as uncharacterized. The transcript has a single exon. Bases 1 to 285 code for a protein of 94 amino acids. The record is from RefSeq and is a predicted model, not a curated record. NCBI's taxonomy places the organism in Eukaryota, Fungi, Ascomycota, Eurotiomycetes, Eurotiales, Aspergillaceae.
AUGCCCGUCAAAAGUGAACCUUUGACUGUCGAAAAUGUCGAAUCUGCAAAGGAGACGACUGCCGAAGAGACUGUCGAGCACAACAAAACUCCAGCUGCAAAGAAGACCGUCGAACCCAAUGAGACCCCAGUCCUCGAGUGCAACGAUGGGAACCCAGACCGUGAUUGCUCUUCUCUGUCACGAUCUACCUUGCCAUAUCGUUCCCGUUCCCCACCGGCGCGACUAUCUUUGGAUGAGGUUUGCGCUCGACUGACCAAAACUGAGGAACUUGAAGCAGGUGAAUGA